CGCUUAUGAGAAUAUUUUCGUACUCUCGUGUGGUUGCAGGAUUGUUCCUCUUCGUUCACUUGAUACUGUAAUUGUUUUUCAUUUUAAGUGCCGUGUACUCAUUUACUCAAGCCUUUUGCCAAAAAAGACUUGUUUAAAUUUUUAUAUGUUCCCUGUGGUAGUUUUUUUAUAGAUUUAGUAAUGACUAUACUCCGAAAUUUUUGUGUCAUCGAUAAGUUACUGUUUUGUACGCGCCUGAGUCAAAAAUAGUGUGUUUAUUAUGCCGAUUUAAAUACAAUUUCCAAGAAGCAUCUACAUUAAAUCGGUGAAAAAGGUUUUUUUUUCAUUUAGAUCAUGAAGUUUCAAAGGGUAGCUGUGCCAUAUUUAAAUAACUGUCAAUUAUGAAGAUGUUUCGCGGAGGGUAUUUUUUCUUCUCUUCAUUUUUUUUUUCUUUUGCGAGUUUUAAUUACCUAUGACCCUCGUUUUUCUUGUUAGUGUUUUAAUCAAACUUGAGUACUACUAAACAAUACGACUCUAGUGAAGAGAUAGCGGAAAACUAGGGGCCUUCAGGUGAUAAUUUAUCAUUGGAUCUCUUCACCAUUCACCUAUCUUCGGAAAAUAUUAUUCAUGCUCCUGCAGAUUCGGCCAAAAACCUGCAGAGGGCAGCAAACAUGGACCUUGCUGCUAUUUGUAGGGAUGCUACUACUUACUAUCUUCCUCCUGUUCAGCACGAAGCCGCAGAGAACAUCUUCAAAUUUGAUGAAAUUGUUCGAGAACCACAACCAACCCGUCGAGGACCUGGACCAUGCCAUGAAUCCCUUCGCAGGAAUAAACAACGAGACAGGCGCCGACCACCCGAUCGUCCCCAACAUCGUCCACUUCAUCCUCUUUGAGGACCCCCAGAUGAGCUUCGUCCACUUCGUCUGUGUCCUGGCCGCGCUCCGCAACCAGCGCCCCGACCGCAUCUACUUCCACACGAACGUGGCGCCCUCUGGCAACUACUGGGAGCGGCUCCUCAAGCUCGGGCCCUUCACCGAGCGGCUCGUCCUGCGGCACAUGGAGAUGCCGACCGAGAUCUUCCACCAGAGGAUCCGGCCGCGCUGGCGUGUCUUCCACGGCGGCGACAUCGCCCGGAUCCGCGUGCUCAUGCAGUACGGUGGCAUCUUCCUCGAUAACGACUCUUAUGUCGUCAGGAGCCUCGAUUUCUUCCGCAGGUUCGAGAUGACUAUCGGCUGGGACGAGAAUCAGUUCCUUGGCUCUCAAAUUCUCAUCGCACACAAGGACGCCAGAUUUUUAUACCGGUGGCUACACUCCUACGACAAGGCGUACAACUCGAAGCGGUGGUACUACAACGCGGGCGAACUGCCGACUACGUCUGUUCUGCACCACCACCCGGAACUCGUCCAUCGCGUCAAGGUCCUUUUCGGGAACGACCUGAAAUUCAGGUACAAGCUCUUCAGGCAGUACUGGCCCGACUGGAGACAGCACUACACUUUCCACCUCCUCGCGCGGCACCUCGGGAAGCUCCGCAACAUCUCGAGCGUCGCUACGUAUCCCGUCGUCUUCGACGAGUACAACGUUCAAAAUUAUCCCAUCACCUUCCGCGAGAUGGCCAAUGAGGUCCUCGAUUACGAGAGGCACCUUUUAAAAGGAGGCGACGUUUGAGACGUGAAAAUACAAAACCUCUAAGCGCAACCAGGUAUUGUGAAAAUACACGGAGAAAAGAACUUCGUGCGUGGGACCCGAAGUUUAGGUCAUAUGGAUCUCUGAAAUUUUCA
Molecule: messenger RNA, 1757 nt
Organism: Bemisia tabaci
Lineage: Eukaryota; Metazoa; Arthropoda; Insecta; Hemiptera; Aleyrodidae
Source: RefSeq, a predicted model, not a curated record